AUGGUUGCAGCAGAAACCUCGCCGUCUCGUCACGGCCCCGAGCCCAUUGCCAUCAUCGGCAGUGGGUGCAGAUUCCCCGGUGGUUCCAAUUCACCCUCAGCGCUCUGGGAGCUGCUGAAGAAGCCCAGAGACAUCCUGAGUGAGAUUCCGCCAAGCCGAUUCGAUGUUCGAGGCCAUCAUCACCAAGACCCCCAGUUUCCGGGCCACGCCAACGUCAGGCAUUCCUACCUCUUGGAAGAAAACAUUGCUCACUUCGACGCCCCCUUCUUCAGCAUCACCCCGGCAGAGGCUGCUGCCAUGGAUCCCCAGCAGCGUCUGCUCCUGGAGACGGUGUACGAGGCAAUGGAAGUCUCGGGCUUGACUAUCGAGGGCCUGAAAGGAUCCAACACAGGAGUGUACGUGGGAUUAAUGUACGGAGAUUACGAAGCACUCCAAUACCGUGACCUGCAGAGCAUUCCCACAUACCACGGACUUGGUACUGCCCGAAGCAUCGUUUCCAACCGCGUCUCGUACUUUUUCGACUGGCACGGACCGUCGAUGACUGUGGACACGGCCUGCUCGUCCAGUCUGGUCGCUGUCCAUCAGGCCGUGCAGGCGUUGCGGUCCGGAGAUGUUCGCGUUGCCCUGGCGGCGGGGACGAACCUGCUCCUCGGGCCGGAGCCGUACAUCUACGAGAGCAAGCUGAAAAUGCUCUCCCCCGGGGGCCGAUCACGCAUGUGGGACAGGGACGCCGAUGGUUAUGCCCGCGGCGAGGGCGUGGCAGCCGUCAUGCUCAAGACGCUGAGUGCCGCUCUGGCAGAUGGAGACCGGGUCGAGUGCAUUAUUCGCGAAACUGGUGUGAAUCAGGACGGGCGCAGCCGGGGAAUCACGAUGCCGAGCGCAUCAGCCCAGGCGGCGUUGAUCAAGGCCACGUACAGACGAGCGGGCCUUGAUCCGGCCUCCGAGACCGAUCGGUGCCAAUACUUUGAGGCACACGGCACUGGUACCCCUGCCGGUGACCCUGUGGAGGCUGAGGCCGUCCACACUGCAUUCUUCGGUCACAAGACGGAAGACGAACGUUCCGAGCCCAGACUAAUUGUUGGUUCCAUCAAGACCGUCAUCGGACACACAGAAAGCACCGCCGGCCUGGCCGGCAUCUUGAAGGUCUCCCAGGCUUUGCAGCAUGGACAUGUCCCGCCAAACCUACUGUUCAGUCAGCUCAACCCCAACGUACAACCGUUCUAUAAGCAUCUGCACAUCCCGCAGCAUCUCACGCCGUGGCCGCAAGUGCCACACGGCCAAUGUCGCCGCGCGAGCGUCAACAGUUUCGGAUUCGGAGGCACCAACGCCCACGUGAUUCUGGAAAGCUUCCGAGGCGGAGCCGCGGAAGACCGCCCGGAUAAACUACGACCGAAACCGAGACCGAGACCGAGACCCGUGACGCCCUUUCUCUUUUCGGCGCAAUCAAAGCAGUCGCUCUUGGCCAACCUCGGCGCAUAUUCUCGCUUCCUCGAGCAGCACCCAAACACGGAUCCCCAAGAUCUCGCCUGGUCCUUGCAGGCGCGCCGAUCCCGCCUACAGCUUCGUGUCCAUUUUCCUCCAUCACCCGUUGACGAGCUUCAGUCCAGUCUGAAAAAGUUGAUCGGAAACUUUCAACCGGAUCCGCGGUCAGCGAGCACGGGGGAUGGGCCGAGAGAAGCUCGAAUCCUGGGAUUGUUUACUGGACAAGGAGCGCAAUGGGCCCGCAUGGGUGCAGAGCUGAUCGAGACUUCUGCCCAUGCCUCUCGAGUUUUGUCAGAUCUGGACAGGUCCUUGCAACGCUUGCCUGAGGGUGACCGACCGCCCUGGACGCUGAGACGAGAGCUUCUCGCCGAUGCCUCAUCCAGCAACGUUGGUAACGCUGUCAUAUCACAGCCGCUGUGUACUGCGGUUCAGCUGAUCCUCGUUGAACUUCUCAAGACAGCUGGCAUCCGAUUCUCCGCCGUCGUUGGCCAUUCCUCGGGAGAGAUCGCGGCUGCCUUUGCCGCAGGCUACUUGUCGUCAUGGGAUGCCAUCCGCGUAGCAUAUUACCGAGGCUUUCACUCACACCUUGCUACUGGUCCUGCGGGAUCUUCUGGUGCCAUGUUGGCUGUUGGGACUUCCUUACAGGAUGCCCGAGAACUCUGCAAUGAUGAGGCGUUUGUGGGUAGGAUCACCGUAGCGGCUUGUAACUCUCCGCUCAGCGUGACGUUGUCGGGAGAUGAGGAUGCGGUUGCUGAAAUGAGAGAUAUAUUCGAAGAUGAGCGCAAACUUGUUCGCCCACUGCGGGUCGACAAAGCGUACCACUCUCAUCACAUGCUGGCCUGCUCACGGCCCUAUCUGAAUUCCAUCGAGAAUAUCUCCACCGCCACGCCCGGCCCUGGAUCGCCAGCUUGGUUCUCGAGCGUAUACCCGGACCGAAAGCCCCAUGACAUGGCGUUGAUUACUCCCUCAUACUGGGUCGAUAAUCUUCUGUCCCCGGUGUUGUUCAUGCAAGCUGUUGAACGUGCGGUUUUCUCAUCUCCUUCAUUUGAUGCCGCUGUAGAGGUUGGGCCUCACCCUGCUCUCAAGGGCCCCGUCCGAGAUACGUUGCAGCAGCUUCAAGUUCAAAUCCCUUACACAGGAAUGCUUGAGCGGAAAGUAGACUCGGUUCAAAGUGUUUCAGGUGCCCUGGGGUACCUCUGGUCACACGUAGACCAUGUUUCGGUCGAUUUUGACGCGUUUGCGGACAGUUUUGGGGGUCGUAACACACCUCGAUUUCUGCCAGGCCUGCCCACGUAUAAGUGGAAUCACGGACACGAGUAUUGGAGUGAAUCAAACCUCUCCCGCAACUUGAGGCAGCGCAGCCACGCUGUUCACCUCCUGUUGGGUGACUUGAGCCCACACAGUUCCUCGCAUCAGCUUUCGUGGAAACACAUGCUGCGGCCGAAAGAUAUACCUUGGGUCCACGGCCACCGCAUACAGGGGCAGACUGUCUUUCCAGCAGCCGGGUAUGUUGCUACUGCCCUUGGAACUGUGCCGUUCUUGGCAAACGACCAGCAGGUGCGGCUGGUGGAGGUGGUCGGUCUCGUCAUCCAUCAGGCCAUGGUAUUCGACAAUGACGACCAAGAGUCGGGGAUUGAGGUGCGGUCUACUGUGAGCAGCAUUGGCCGCGACGACCCGAAAUGCAUUACCGCAAGUUUUACCUAUGAAUCAUGCACGGCGAGUGCUUCGUCGUUUCAAAUGGUCGCAACCGGCAAGCUAUUGAUUCACCUUGGCGAGCCAUCACGGGAGGUGCUGGAGGCGGCUAGAUGUGAUGACCGUAAUCUCAUACAGGUUCCCGCAGAAAGGUUCUACUCUUCCCUGAAGGACACUGGGUACGAAUACGCCGACUCGUUCAGAGCAGCGACACAUUUGAGGCGAAAGCUUGGUAAGGUCUCUGGCUCGCUAGCCACCACGCCGCUGGAGUCCAACGGGGAGAUUCUCGCCGUUCACCCUGCCGUGUUGGAUGCUGCCUUUCAUUCUGUACUCUUGGCCUUCAGCUACCCGGGUGACGGUCAGCUCUGGUCACUACACCUGCCUACCCAAAUCCGUCGCAUUCGAGUCAACCCGACCUUGUGCGGAGCUUCAUUAGUUGCCGCUGGCCAAGUGCCCUUUGAAGCUUCGAUUCCCCUCGGCACCAAGCAACAGGGCAUGUCUGGGUUUGAAGGAGACGUCGAAAUUCACAGUCACGAUGGGAAUCACUGCGCAAUUCAAGUUGAAGGACUCCACGUCGUACCGUUUACACCGGCAACCGCUGCUGAUGACGAGCAACGGUUCUACGCCAUGCGGUGGAUCAAAGCAGAGCCAGACGCCGCCGCUUCUGGCCCGUGCCGGGCGACUGCGGAGGAACAGGAAUUGGCGGAUGUUCUAGAGCGCGGCAGCUUCUUUUAUCUGCGCCAGCUGGAGAGUCAAAUUGCCCCGGAUUGCCCUGGCCGGUUGGACAAAUAUCACGCGGCCUACCUCGACUUUGCGGCCCACACUAUACGAGAAUGCGAACAAGGCAGGCACCAGUACGCGAAACCAGAAUGGCUGAAGGAUAACAAGGAGACCAUCCUAGGCAUGGCAGAGCGAUUUUCGGACCGUCCCGAGGUCAAGGCUAUGCACGCCGUUGGAGAGCACAUGCACAGCGCGAUUCGGGGCGAGACGACCAUGUUGGAGCAUUUGAUCAUGAACGGCAUCCUGGACGAAUAUUACGCCAGAGCACUCAGUAUGGCUCAAAUGACACCAGUACUUGCCGACAGCGUAUUGCAGGUCGUUCGCCGGUAUCCAUUUCUCAAGGUUUUGGAGGUUGGGGCCGGUACGGGAGGUGCAACGAGGCAGAUCUUGCGACGCAUCGGUAAUGACUUUGCUUCGUAUACAUUUACGGAUGUAUCGCCCGGGUUUUUCGAGAAUGCCCAAUCGGAGUUCGCCCCCUACGAAGAGAGAAUGACGUACAGCACUCUAGAUCUCGAGGCCGACGUGGAAGACCAGGGCUUCAAACAGGGUGCCUACGACAUUGUAGUAGCAUCACUGGUCAUUCACGCGACGAAGAAUCUGGAAGAGACGCUCCGCCGGAUCCGGCAUCUCGUGAAGCCCGGAGGGUACCUGGUGGCGUGUGAAGUGACAAAUGCGAAUGUUAUUCGCGUAAACUCCCUCUUUGGCUGCCUACCAGGUUGGUGGCAGGGCAUGGAGGAGGGCCGGACUCUUGGUGCUGCCGUGAGCGGCGCAAAGUGGGAUUCGCUUUUGCGAAACUCCGGCUUUUCUGGAAUAGACAGUAUUUCGUCGGUUCAAGACUCGAUGGUGUUUCCGACUUCAGUGUUUGUCUCGCAGGCGGUCGAUAGCUGGGUGGAAUUCCUACGAGAGCCGCUUCUCCCGAGCCCGGUACUCCCUGCCGGGCAAUCUUUCAUUAAGAAGCUUUUCAUCGUUGGGGGCAUCACGUUCCAGGUUGCGCGCUUGAUCGGAAAUGUCCUCAAGCUUGUCCGACCAUUCUGCGACGACGUCGUUCGUGUCCAAACCUUGGAAGGGCUGGAUCAAGCUGGCUUCGGCACGGACUCUACUGUGCUUGUUCUUGAAGACGUGGAACAUGCCGUGUUCAAGGACAUUACAGCAGGUAGAUUCGAGUCGCUGAAGAACUUGUUUGGUUCAGAAAAGACCGUCGUUUGGGUCACCCAAAACCGACGAACCGACAAUCCUUUUGCCAGCAUGCCAGUUGGCUUUGCGCGCUCAGCGCUGUGGGAGGUUCCUGAACUCCGCUGCCAGUUUCUCGACUUUGAGGGCAGCCCCGAGAUAGAUGCAAGAGUGCUGGCAGAGUCACUUCUGAGAUUCCAAGCCACCUCAUCUCCGCGGGCGCAAAACCAAGACGAUGCAUUAUGGUCUGUCGAGUCCGAGGUGGUCGUCACCCGUGAUGGGAGUCAACAGGUGCAGCGCAUGGGACCAGUCCAAGACGCAAAUGAUCGAUACAACUCAGCACGUCGACUGGUAACAAAGAAUGUCAAUCCCGAAAGCUGUCCGCUGGGAGUGUCCAAGACAGAUGCCGGCUACAUCGUGAACGAAGUGCGGGCUCCGGGAAGCAACGUGAAGGCCAGCCACACUGUUCACCUUCAAGUCAACUACUCUACCCUGCGAGCAGUUCGUACAAUUGCUGGAGAUGCGUUCCUGAUCAUCGGGAAAUGCAGACGGACAGGCGUGCAAUACAUCGGUGUUACAGACUCUGUGGUUUCGCUCAUGGAUGUCCAGAAAGACAGGCUGCACACCGUUUCGAUUUCGUCGCAAUCUGAAGCACAUCUUUUGAGAUUUCUGGCGGCAAAAUUGGUCAUGGACAAGUCUCCAAAAGCUUUGAGAAAGGCCAAGUCUGUUGUGAUAAACGACGCACCUCUAGAACUGGCCACGCUUCUCCGAAGCUUCGCAGCUGACGCGGGUAUCAAAUUGACUUUCACGACGACAUCUGAACAGGACGCGGAACGGCAAGGUGGGAUAUACGUCCAUCCUUAUUCCCGACAGUCUCUAUUGAAAUCGCUGAUGACCCCCGACACAUCUACCUUUGUUGACUUGUCUCCUGCGGGAAGGCAAUCGGCGCAGUCGAGAUUGCUGUCAUCUUGUCUACCACCCACUGCAGACACGAUUGAUGUGGAAAAAAUGUUCCCGACAUCAACUCGGGACCCUUACUGUGCCGCAGCCGACUCCGUUCUGUCGAAAGACUGGCUGCAAAGCGCAAUGGAUAUGGUAUCGGCAGGUGCCGAUACCGUCACCGAUCCGAAACUUGUCAAGAUUGGGGACAUCACUGAGAAGGGAGAAUUCAUCGAUGCUCUUACAAUCGUCGACUGGAAUUCCGACAGCGUUCCAGUUACCGUCCAGCCCGUGCAGGCGUGUUUGAAGCCAGACAAAACCUACUGGUUGGUCGGCUUAUCUGGAAGCCUGGGACUGUCAAUAGCAGACUGGAUGAUGCAGCAUGGCGCCACUACUUUGGUUAUUAGCAGCAGAAAUCCUAAAGUGGACGAGGCAUGGCUAGAUGCCGCAAGUCGUCGAGGCGCCACCGUGCGAACCAUGAGCAGCGACGUGGCCGAUUUCGAAUCAUUGCGAACUACGUACGAGGAAGUGAAAAAUACCCUGCCUCCGCUUGCUGGCGUUGCCCAAGGAGCAAUGGUACUGAAAGACGUGGCAACUCGCGACAUGACUCUGGAAGACUUGGUUCAGGUCCUCCGACCGAAAGUCGAGGGGAGUCUCAAUCUGGACCGUCUCUUACGAAGCGAGCCGCUCGACUUUUGCGUCUUCUUUUCGUCCCUCGCCUCUGUUGCUGGUAACCUUGGCCAGGCAAAUUACACCGCCGCGAAUGCCUUUAUGAGCGGUUUGGCUCAGCAACGACGCCAACGCGGACUCGCAGCUUCUGUAAUGGACCUUGGACCUGUCCUAGGAAACGGCGUCAUUACUCGGGAGUUGGGAGACGACCUGGGAGCUGCAUUGGCUGCCAGAGGGCUCUUGGCGAUUUCCGAAUCCGACGUACAUCAACUGUUUGCAGAGGCCAUCAACUCAAGCCAUCCGACUUGGGACGGCGAUUGGCAAAUCGCAACCGCGUUCAAGAAGCUUCCAGAGAGCGCGCCAAACAGGCCCCCAUGGUACACCUAUUCCCAAUUCGCGUGCUUCGCGCUGCGUGAGGCUGUGCACGACGUCAACCCAAGCGGCGGACAGCGGGAAGGCGUUUCGAUCAGUGACCAGCUCGCCAAUGCAACAUCACGAGACAAUGUGGAGGAGAUCAUCACAGACGCGUUUACCAGAGAACUUCGCAAGAUGCUCCGCCUCGGCGAGGACUACGCGAUUACAACAUCAAUCCGCACCGAUGAGCUUGGUCUCGACUCCCUCGUCGCCGUUCGAAUCAGGUCUUGGUUUUUGAACAACUUCCAGGUCAACAUCCCCGCUCUGAGGAUUCUGAUGGGUGCAUCACUCAAAGAUCUCAUUCUGCAAGCCCUGGAAGGCGUACCUGAGGAGUUGACGCCAAACUUAUCGUCAGCUCAGACCUCGGAGCCAGAGGCCGCUGGUCCUGUAUCAUUGUCGUCUCGGGAAUCUGCCGAUGGCGCCCCAGAACAAGAAGACAGCCCGCCGUCUACAAACUCGCAAACAGAGGUUUCGUCAGUACAGGAUGAGCCGACUUCGUCGUCAGAGGACAGCGACCCGCAAAUUGAAGCCAAAAUGCAGCGAAUCGGUCGCAUUUCUUACACACAGUCAGUGUUCCUGUUUGUUCAUGAGCUAUUGGAUGACAAGGCGACUCUGAACAAUACAGGCAUGCUUCAUCUCGAGGGGGAAAUCCGCGUCGGCGAUCUGUCGCAAGCCGUCCGAGACAUGGGGAUCCGGCACGAAGCAUUGCGAACUCGAAUAUACACCGUGGACGGUCAGAUCGUACAAGGAGUUAUGGACUCGCCAACACUAAUGCUGGAGCGCAAACGGGUGUACGCCGUGGAGGAUGUAUUCAAGGAAUAUGGGAUCCUCAAAACUCACGUCUUUGACCUGACCCGCGGCCAAACCAGCAGGGUACUCUUACUGUCGCGUUCCUCCCGAGAUCACUACCUCUUAAUCGCGUCUCAUCACAUAAUCUUUGACAGAGUUAGCACUGGCAUCUUCCUCAGCGACCUCGAUCGCAUGUAUAGUGGACAGUCGGCUCUCGCAGACCCUCUCCAAUAUUUGGAUUACUCGAGUUCGCAAUACGAGGAGUACCAGUCGGGAAACUGGAAACCAAGCAUCGACUUCUGGCGCAGCGAGUUUUGCACAAUUCCUGAGCUUUUGCCUCUGCACCGUAGUCGUAUCGAUGAACGUCGCCCGCUGGACCGCUAUGCGUCCCAUGUCGUGGACUUCCGGAUCGAUCACCAGAUGUCCGAUGAGAUCCGAGGAUUGGCAAGGACCCAACGAGCAACUACAUUCCACCUCUAUCUCGCGGCGUUCAAGGUGCUGCUGUAUCGUUUCCUUGGGACCACAGACGUCUGCAUAGGCAUCGCCGACAGCUGCCGCAGAGACGAGCACAUGUUGACUGGCAUCGGCCCCUUCCUGAACAUGCUCCCACUGAGAAUGAGUGCGGCCGCGGGACAGCGCAUCAGCGACAGCAUAGCAGAGGCUCGCCAAAAGAGUUUGCUGACACUCGCCAAUGCCUUGCCGUUGGAGGUCAUCCUGAACGAACUGCAGGUGGUUCGGGAGUCGACUCAUACCCCCCUGGCUCAAGUGUUUCUGAACUAUGCCGAAGCCAGCGUGGAAGAAGGCCAGUCUUUACUAGGCUGCCAGAUGGAAGUUGUGAGCGAAGACCAAGCAGAGUUGCCGUACGACAUGGCCUUCACCGUCAUUAAUUACACCAGCGGCCACGUGCGCAUCAUUCUGAACGUCCAGGCGUCGCUGUACACGGAGCAGGAUGCAAAUCUGAUAGCCCACGGAUAUGAGGAUAUUCUGAGGGAAUUCGUGGCAGAUCCUCAUCUUUCCGUUGGUGAUGAGUGGAAUUUUCGAGAGGGCGACCUUCACAAGGCAUUGGCCGUUGGCCAGGGGCCACUGUUCAACCCAACGUGGCCCCGGACCACGGUGCAUCGAUUUGAGGAGAUUGUCUCUUCGAGUGCGGACCGGGUUGCCGUUGCAGACAGCGACGGCAACUCGCUGACUUACGGAGAAGUCUCGAGACGUGCCGACCAGCUCGCUUCUGAAUUGCUACAAAGAGGCGUGAGACCGGGCGACAGGGUGGCCGUCUUGCAGAGCCCGACGGUUGGCUGGGUCGUGUCGGUCGUUGCAAUACUGAAAAUUGGCGCCGUGUAUGUUCCCCUGGACGUGGCAACGCCGGUGUCGCGCCUUGAAACCAUGUGUGCCGACUGCCAUCCCGCGGCUAUUCUGGUUCACGGAAACACCAUGGACCGGGGAAAAGCUUUGGCGUGUUCCAACGGCAUUGUCAUCAUCGACGCGAACGAGUUGCCGGACAAGGAGCCUCAAGAGGCCGUCCCCAUCCUCGCCGAACCAGAAGCGGCCGCCAUGGUUCUUUACACAAGCGGGUCAACUGGGAAGCCGAAAGGAGUCGUUCUCCAACACGCCAGUUUGGCCCAUGAGUUUGAACACUGUUCCGUCGUGUAUGGACUGGAACAGCACGACGUUGUAUUACAGCAGAGCGCAUGGUGCUUCGACCUGUCGGUAACUCAAAUUUUCUUGGCCUUGGGUGUGGGUGCCAAGUUGCAAAUAACGAGCGACACCAUGCGGCCAGAUCCAGAGGUCAUGGCACGAACCAUUGUACAAUGCGGCGUCACUGCGACGUAUGCCACGCCUACUGAAUACAAGAGCUGGUUGUCCCAGGACAACCAGAGACUUCUCGGCAGCUCGUCUUGGAAACUUGCCUUGGUCGCCGGCGAGCCCGUCACCAAGGACUUGCUUCAGCUCUUCCGCGGCGUAAAUCGUCCUGCUCUGCGCCUGUUUAACGUCUACGGGCCAACAGAGACAACGUGUGGCUCGACCAAGAAGGAGCUGCAGUACCAAGAUGCCGAAUCGUACCAGUCGGCCGCCAUUCCUGUUGGGCGGGCUUCCGUGAACGAAGCCUUUUACGUGUUGGACUCGAGGCAAAAUCUGCAACCGAUCGGGCAAGUUGGGGAAGUUGCCAUUGGCGGAGUGGGUGUUGCGAUGGGAUACUUCAACGAUGCAGGGUUGACUCGGGGGUCCUUCGUACCGAAUCCUUUCGCUACCGAGGAGCACAUCAGGCGAGGCUGGACUACCAUGUACCGAACUGGCGACGUGGGAUAUCUGACUUCUGACGGCACGCUGGUCCUCAAAGGACGCGUUGCAGGCGACACCGAGAUCAAACUGAACGGAGUUCGCGUGAACCUGGCUGAUAUUGAGCAGGCCGUCAUCCAGACUUCAGGGGGCGUGCUUUCUGAUGCGGUGGCCAGCGCGAGGUCAACGUCCACGUCAGAAACCACGGCUCAGUUUGUGGUGGUGCACGUGGUGUUUUCGUCGACAGGCUCAACCACCGACAACAAGACAAGCCACAUCCAGAGCCUGCUGAGGAAUCUGCCGCUGCCCCGCGCAGUGCGGCCAUCGGCAAUAAUCCCAGUCGACAGGAUCCCUCGCACAUUGUCCGGCAAGGUCGACAGGCUGACGGUUUCCGCCCUGCCUCUUCCGUCGCUGAGCCACGCCGUCCGUGAGACUGGCAAGCCGCCAGCAUUGUCGGAAAACGAGAUGCUCCUUGGAGAGCUCUGGAGACAGGUGCUUCCCGAGGAGCUGGUGCUCUUGAACAAGAUGGAAUCCGAUGCGGAUUUCUUCGCGGUGGGAGGCAGCUCCCUGCUCCUCAUUGAGCUGCGGCAUAAGAUGAAACAGCAACUUGAUAUAUCUGUCCCGCUUCUGCAGCUCUUCCAACAGAGCACACUGCGGUCCAUGGCGCGGCUGCUCGGCAGUGAAGAAGAAGAUGGUGCACAGAGAUCCGAACACAUCGACUGGGACGCGGAGACGAGCAUGCCUCACGAUCCGGUCGACGCCCGCCAAGGCCAGGGAUCACCACGCGGUUUGCAGCCGGUGCCUCCUAGGGUCGUCGUACUCACUGGCGCCACCGGUUUCCUCGGUCGACAUCUCCUGCACCGCUUAUCCGCCCAGGAGCACGUCGACAAGAUCAUUUGCAUAGCAACAAGAAACCUGCAAGCCCGAGAGGACAAGGCGCCCGCGGCCCAGUCAAAGGUGGAACAUCACCAAGGCGACCUGAGGCUUCCCAGGCUAGGACUGGACGAGCACACGGCACGCCGGAUAUUCCGAGAGGCCGGCGUGGUCAUCCACAACGCGGCAGACGUGUCCCACCUCAAGACGUACGCGUCUCUGCGCCGGGCCAACGUGUGGUCGACGCAGGAGCUCGUCAGGAUGUGUCUUCCAAGAAGGCUGCCGCUGCACUACAUAUCGACCGCCGGGGUGGCAAUGUACACGGCGUCGGAGGCGAUGCCGCAGGUCUCGGCACGCCCUUGCCCGCCGCCGACCGACGGCCGCUACGGCUACGUGGCGUCCAAAUGGGCCAGCGAGGUGGUGCUCGAAAACGCCCACGCUCAGCACGGCCUGCCCGUGCACAUCCACCGGCCGUCAAGCAUCAUCCGGCCGGAGCAGGACGUUGCGGGCGGCGGCGCCGCGGCGGACGUGGUGCAGAACAUGCUCGACUACUCCCGGCGCAUACGUGCCGUGCCGGCCGCGCUGUCGCGGCUACCCGGAUCCGUGGACCUCGUCUACCCGGAGACCGUGAGCGCAAGGGUCGUCCAGGCGGCGCUGCGGCGCGGGCCCGGAGCCGAAGACGGCCCCGUCACGUACAUCCACGAGUCGGGGGACGUGGAGGUGCGCCUCGCCGACAUCCGCGGCCAUGUGGCGAGCGCCGGGGGGGAGCACGUGGACGUGGAGGAGCUACCGUUGGAGGACUGGAUCCUGCGCGCACAACAAGCCGGCAUGUCGGAGUGCAUGGCGGCUGUCCUGCGCGGGAUAGGAACAGGGGCCGGCGAGACGCUCAAGUUCCCAAGGCUUCUACGAGACUGA
Metarhizium album ARSEF 1941 is the source of this 12000-nucleotide messenger RNA. Its product is annotated as beta-ketoacyl synthase domain-containing protein. The transcript has 5 exons. The record is from RefSeq and is a predicted model, not a curated record. The coding region runs from base 1 to 12000 and encodes 3999 amino acids. Gene Ontology annotation, biological process: fatty acid biosynthetic process; secondary metabolite biosynthetic process. Lineage: Eukaryota; Fungi; Ascomycota; Sordariomycetes; Hypocreales; Clavicipitaceae. Gene Ontology annotation, molecular function: fatty acid synthase activity; 3-oxoacyl-[acyl-carrier-protein] synthase activity; phosphopantetheine binding.